Passer domesticus (house sparrow) is the source of this 3610-nucleotide messenger RNA. It is a transcript of the gene CEP112, whose product is annotated as centrosomal protein 112. The record is from RefSeq and is a predicted model, not a curated record. Lineage: Eukaryota; Metazoa; Chordata; Aves; Passeriformes; Passeridae. The coding region runs from base 173 to 3208 and encodes 1011 amino acids. The transcript is spliced from 26 exons.
GGUCCGGCUCAGCUGGGACGCGUUCAGUGCUGGAGUGUGCCAGGAAAGGUCCGGCUCAGCUGGGGAACGAGCGGCGCGGGAGCGAAGAGCGCUGCUCUGUGCGGUGCUGCCUCCUGGAAAACAGUCCUGACAGCUUUCUGGUUCUGUUACUUGUUCUUUGUGUGCUUUCAAAAUGAGCAAUGAAGAUGAAAUAAAGGAAAAACUGGAUGCGGAGUUAGAUCGCUGUGUUGUGGCUAUGAAGCCCUAUGUCCUUAACCUGCAGCAUAGUUCAGAAAGAAAAAGAUGCUCACUAUGGAUUAAAAAACUCUGCAAACCUUCUGCAGCAGGCAUAGGAAUAGUGGGAAGGGAGAAUCGAAACUUGUAUGCAAAACUGCUGCUCCACAUGCUGCAGAGAGGAGUUCUGAAUGGUCCCUUCAGCCAGAAACCAGAGGAAGGAAUGCUGAAAACUUUGCCUGCCUACAUGUCAGUUUAUUUUGAUGAACCAAGUUCACCAAGACUUCGGAACAGCCACUCUGACUGCUUAUCUGAGUGGACUUUAGGAGACCUGGGAAAACACGACAGUAAUGUAUCCUCUGUGGAGGACUCCUCUUCAGCAACAGCUCCUGCACAUGGGGAAGGACUCAAUGAGAAGCCAUCCGUAUUAUCCCGUUGUUGUCUGAGCUCUCCUCACCGGACAGAUGAAGAUGACCUAGGCACGUCACUGUCUGAUGAUCAACACAAAAGGGACUUUUCAUUGGAUGAUGAUGACCUCGAAGCACGACUCAAUAGUUGGAAUCUUGGGUUAGAAAACCCCAGAUACCUGCGAGAAAAACGGGUGCCAAUGACUGUGAUGACACCUAAAAUUGAUCUUGGGCAGAGCAGCCGCUCUCGGUACCACCAGGCACUGCUUCGCACGCAGGAGAAAGAGCUGGAAUUGAAAAUGAAAAUAGCAGAAGGUAAAUUUCAUGAAGAAAAACUGAAAUUACAACAGAAGCAUGAUGCUGAUGUUCAAAAGAUUUUGGAUAGAAAGAAUGAUGAAAUAGAUGUGCUGAAGUCCACCUACCUAAAGAAACAAAAGGAGUCUGAGGAUAUGAUAAGAAAACUGGAGAAAAAAGUUCAGACCCUUGUUCGUGAGUCCCAAGUUGUGAGAGAAGCCAAAGAGCAGCAGAUUGUGGAGCUGAAGAAGAUGUGUGAGCAAACCAAUGAUUGCCUGAACAAUGAGUGGGAGAAAAGGCUCCACGAUGCCGUGGCUGAGAUGGAGAAGGAGAAGUUCAACAUCCGGAAGAAGCACACAGAAGAUAUGCAGGAGCUGCUGGAGGAGACCAACGCCCGGCUGGCCAAGAUGGAGGAGGAGUAUUUGCAGCAGACACAGUCAACUAACGAGACUGUCCAAAAGCUGGGGGCCCGUGUGCAGCAGUUGACUGUUGAGGCUGAAAAUAGUAAUUUACAACGUCAGAAAUUAUCUCAGGAGAAGACUGAGGUAGAACUGCGCUACCAGGAGGUCUGCUCCCAACUUGAGGAGCUGAAAGAAAGGUACAAGUUACUUCAGAAAGACAAGGACCAGAUUAUGCAGGAAUACAAGGAGAACCUUCAGCAACUACAAAGUAAAUUUGAUGUUGAUAGAGAUUUUCUGAAGCAGGAACAAGCUCAGCAGACAUGUGAUGUGAUUGCAGAAUUACGCCGUGAAAUGGCUCUGCUGAAACAACAAUUGCAAGACUCUGAACAUCAAAGGAAGCAGCAGCUGAGGGAUCAAGAAUACAAGCUUCAGCAGGACAAGCUCAACUUGAAGCGUGUGUAUGAGAAACAGAUUAAUGGCAUUCGGAAUGAUCUGGAUAAAGAAAGAGGGGAAGCUCAGAAGAAAAUUCGCCACCUGGAACAGGCUCUGAAGGAGAAGGAGGAGCAGCUGAGGCGGGUGACGGAGGUACAGAGGCUGCAGGCCCAGCAGGCAGGCGCUGCCCUGGAGGAGUUUAAGCGGCAGGUGGAGCUGAACUCAGAGAAAGACUCUGCUGAAAUGAAACAGCGGAUGGCAGAGGUUGAAGCAGAUCUAAGCAGAUCAAAAUUGCUGCGGGAAAAGCAAGCCCAAGAAUUCUCCUGGCAGUUGGAUGAGAUCAAGAAAAGAUAUGAACAGCAGAUAGUGGAGCUGAAGCUGGAGCAUGAACAGGAGAAGACGCACCUAUUCCAGCAGCACAACACAGCGCAGGACUGCCUGGUCCGAGACCAUCAACGGGAGAUGGAGAAACUGGAGAAGCAGCUUCACGCUGCCAUGGCAGAGCACGAGAGCCAAACUCAGGACAGCAGGAAACGAGACGGCCAGGUGAUCUCUGGUUUGGAGAACCAAAUCCACAAGCUGAGGGAGGAGCUGAUCCAGGCCAACGCCCUGCGGAACCAUCAGCUGCUGGACCUGAGCCUCCAGAGGGACGAGGAGAAGCUGAAGGCAUCCCGAGACAAGGAGGCAGCACUGAACAGCCUCAAGAUGGAGAUGGAAAAAGUGAUAUCAGAGCUGAAGAGGAGGCACACGGCGGAGACAGAGGCGGCCUUGAGAAAGGCCAACAGGCGGCUGAAGCAGAUGGAGGAGGAGUUCAGCCAGAAGCUGUCCAUGUCCGCGCAGGAGAUAGCAGAACUGAAGACAACCAUUUCCUUCCUGACAGAGGAGAACAGCCGGCAGCAGCUUGCGGUGGAGCAGCGGCUCCAGGAAGCUGCACAGAAGUUGGAAGAUGAGAAGCAGCAGCUGAUGACAGAUAAUGACAGAGCAAUCAAGGCCUUGCAGGACGAGGUGGAGAAUUACCGUGGGCAGGUUUAUGAUGCUCAGAGGAGGCUCCAGCGCAACGAGCUGAAGGCCCAGGAGCAGUUGGUUACUAUACGAGAAGAAUAUCAAAAAAUACUCAAAGGGCUGCUGCCAGCAUCUACCAGAAAGGAGUUUGAAGACACCAUUUCAUCUUUAAAAUCUCAGGACUGUGCUUGUAACCGAGCUGGGAAGGACUGGGAUGUGGGAUCUGGGACCUGGGAUCUGUCCUGGCUGAAGGGAAGAACUGGGACAAGGACAGUGCCAAGCUGGUGGCUCAGAGCUGCCCUGAGCUCUGGGAAGAGCAGAAACCUGAGGACACAGAGUACAAGUUAUCAUCACAUUAUCAUCACAUCCUUAUGCCAAUUUUCAGGACCGUUUUUCAAGAAAUUAUUGAUCUACAACAUCUCAUUUCUCUUUCCUGCACAACCUUCUUUAUGGAGAUGAUUGGUAAUUUCAUUUAUUCUGGGAUUUUCCCCCUUUUUUUCUCUUUGCAAUGCAUAAGAGUUAUUCCAUAGCAUAUUUUGCUCUGCAUAAGACACUUCCCCUGGCAGAGGCCACCUUCAAUGGAAGUAGGAAAUUCUGAAAGUGGAAAGUCAAUAUUUCUAUGUGCAGGGAGUGACACAACUAACAUUCUGGCUGUAAACAUUCUGCUUCCAUCUUAAGGGAUCCCUAAUGGAAAUUAUGCUCUUUCUCAUUUAAAUAGUUGUGUGAAAUAAAGAGUUAAGGGUCUGUUGGGGAGGUCUAUUUCCAGUUCAUAGUAAAAAGCUAUUUUUUAAAGACUCCUAAAAGGACUCUCAGCACUGCCUGGUAGGAAGCAUCACUCUGAACUCAUACCACACCUUUUAA